AAAUUGCAUUCACAUAGGUAAAAGUCUGUCGGUCGCUCGGUUGGUUGGUUGUUCUAGUUGGUCAGCUUACGUAAUUUUUGCACAACUGAAAGGAUUUAAUCAAUUUUGGAUCCGUGAAAUUAGCAUCGACUAGAAUUCGAAGUGCCGGUUCAGAUAAAUCAAGCUAACUACAAUAGUUCUGGGGAAUGAGUGUAGUUAAUGAGUGCUUAAAAGUUUCGUGCUGGUGAUUUGAAAAACCGAUUCCAGUUUAUCUGUGCAAAAAAUAUCCGCAAAGCUAUCGAUCUAGGUGGCAUACCAGAGCUCACGUAAUUUGUGAAAAAUCGGAAACGAACCAAAGUCCUAACGACCCAAUAAAAUGUUUGCGGUUUGCAAAAGCGGUGGUGCACUGAUCACCAGUGUUCAUAGGUACGGUGUUCGUUGCAUCGGCUCGGUAGUUCCAGACAACAAACUAUCGGAGUUCCCACUUGUCAAUGAGCCGGUGUUGAGCUAUAAGAAGGGAUCAAAGGAGCGCAAAGAAAUCGAAGCAGCACUCAAAACUACCGCUAGCAAAACGGAAGAUGUACCCAUUAUUAUCGGCAAUGAAGAAAUCCGCACGAACUCCGUUCAGUACCAGGUGAUGCCGCACAAUCACAGCAAAAAGAUUGCGCAAUUCUACUGGGCUGACAAAAAGCUAGUGGAGAAAGCCAUCAAAACCGCCACCGAAACUCAGGUCAAAUGGGAUCGAACACCAAUUUCCGAGCGGAUCAAAAUCUGGCAGAAGGCUGCCGAUCUUAUGGCUGGUCCAUACCGACAGGAACUGAACGCCGCAACUAUGCUCGGACAGGCAAAAACUGUGAUCCAAGCGGAAAUCGACUCCGCUGCAGAACUGAUAGAUUUUAUUAGGAUGAAUACAUUCUAUUUGAAAGAAGCUACAAAAUAUCAGCCCAUUAGCGAAAAUGUCAAAGUGACGAAAAAUUCUAUGCGAUUUCGAGGUAUAGACGGUUUCAUUGCCGCCAUCAGCCCGUUUAACUUUACUGCGAUCGGCGGAAAUCUGGCUUAUACACCGGCGUUAAUGGGAAAUGGAGUUUUAUGGAAACCAUCGGACACAGCUUUACUGUCCAAUUACAUCAUUUUCAAAAUAAUGCGCGAAGCCGGCGUUCCUCCAGGUGUCGUCAACUUCAUUCCAACUGAUGGGCCAGUAUUCGGUGAUACGAUUACGGCAUCACCCCAUCUUGCCGGUAUCAACUUCACCGGCUCAGUACCAACCUUCAAUCGACUGUGGCGUCAAGUUGGUGACAACAUUAACAAUUACAUAAAUUUCCCAAGGCUAAUCGGUGAAUGCGGUGGUAAAAAUUACCACUUCAUUCAUCCAUCGGCUGACGUCCAGUCAGUUGUAAACGGUACUAUCCGCUCAUCGUUCGAGUUUUGUGGACAGAAAUGCUCCGCUUGCUCUCGAAUAUAUGUCCCAGAAUCGCUGUGGCCUAAGGUUAAGGAAGGACUCUUGAAAGUACGGGACACACUAAAAAUCGGAGACGUAACCGAUUUCAGCACUUUCACAUCGGCGGUCAUUGACGACAAGGCAUUUAAACGGAUCAAAUCAUAUAUUGAUCAUGCAAAGAGCUCGAACAAACUGGAAGUGAUUGCAGGUGGCAAAUGUGAUGAUAGCAAAGGUUAUUUCAUCGAACCGACCAUCGUUCAAUCUAGCGAUCCAUUAGAUAAAAUCAUGGUUGAAGAAAUAUUCGGCCCGGUGCUAACUGUGUAUGUUUACAAAGAUAAUGAUUUGGAUCAGACGCUGAAGCUGGUUGGUGGUUCCACGAAGUUUGCUCUUACGGGAGCAGUUUUCUCGAAAGAUGAGGCGUUCCUGAAACGUGCUCUAGAGGAAUUAAAAUUAACUGCUGGUAACUUUUAUCUCAAUGACAAAUCUACCGGCUCGGUUGUGGGCCAGCAGCCGUUCGGAGGUGGUCGAAUGUCCGGAACCAACGACAAGGCCGGUGGACCGCACUAUGUGCUGCGAUGGUCCACACCACAGUCUAUUAAGGAAACGUUUGUUCCACUGAACGAGGUGGACUAUCAGUAUAUGCGGGAGUAAGCUGUACGGCAAACACCAGUUGUGAAAAUUUGUGAUUGAUUUAUCAACAAAAAACGCGAAUCUAGCUUCUUUUACGUUAAGAUAUUGCACGAUCGAAAACUAUUAUUUUAGAGGGCCUACGAUUUAAUCAAUAUGUCUCGAAUGAUUGAAUUUUUGAAAUCAGUUUAGUUUGUCAUCUCGAAGCACCGCGUGCAGAAAAUUUCACGCCGUACUAAUAUUGUCAUCUUACAUAACCAUGUUUUGCCUGGUCUCAUAGAGACUGUUCCGCACCAUAUACAUAGGUUAUCAAAAAGCUACUUUAAAGUUUAAGUAGGCCUAUUUAUCAAGAAUAUUUUAAUCCCUAUCAUUUUUUUCAUCUUUUGAAAGAUAGCCUGUUGAUGGAUAUUUGUUGAUUUUGUUGUUUUUAUUACUGUUUGUUUCAUUUAUCCUUAGUCAAUAAAACAGAUACAAACUGAAUUUUAAAACAGACAUUAUGAAAAACACUAACAAUUUCACUAUUGACAAUAUGAUGAUAGGAUUGGAAAUACCGAUGUACUAUAAGUGUGGUUGAGUAAUCUUUUCUAAAAGAAAUAAAUACCAUAAAACAUAAACCGGCUUUACCAAUGUCGCGCAAUAUAUUCGAUACAAACUAGCCAUUAUUAUAAAGCUGUAAUCGCAUGCAUGCUCCUAAAUCCAAAGCAACUGGUUCAUAGAUAAAAUAGUCAAGCGCUGCAAGCUGUAGAUUAGCUACGAUUGAAUUUCUCUAUGAAUCGGUCACACCAGUAAUAAAACAUGUAAACGAUGUAUAUUAGAGACAACAUGAUGUUAUGUUGCAUGAAUACGCAGUAUUUAAAACAGCCACAAUAAUUAUUUUUGCCAUAACACGUACUGUAUUAUUGUCACCUACACUGAAUGGAAACACAUGCACACAAUUUGAUGAGAACGGUCGAAAUUUUUCCAAAAAGCUGUGAAAUUAUAAAUUAAAACAGUUUAGUUAACUACUGUGUAGUGGGCAUAUAUCAUUGAACUGUACAACUUUAUUGACGAAAAGUUUCUGAAUAUAUCGGGUUCGUUCUAGAUAUGUCCGCUAUUCACCUGGUCCUUUAGCGUACCAGAAGAACGCGUGAACAGGUUCAACUGAGAGAAUUAUUAAUAGAUGAGAUGACACGGAAAUCGAGUUAAUAAAUGUUUAAAUGAUCUUCAAA
Molecule: messenger RNA, 3252 nt
Organism: Malaya genurostris
Lineage: Eukaryota; Metazoa; Arthropoda; Insecta; Diptera; Culicidae
Gene: P5CDh1
Product: delta-1-pyrroline-5-carboxylate dehydrogenase, mitochondrial
Exons: 7
Coding region: 356-2068 (570 amino acids)
Cellular component (GO): mitochondrial matrix
Molecular function (GO): L-glutamate gamma-semialdehyde dehydrogenase (NAD+) activity
Source: RefSeq, a predicted model, not a curated record